AUGCGCAAAUGGGCUUACAUCGCACUCAUGUUCUUCGCCAUUAACAUGCUCAACAACUGGGCCUUUGCCUUCAACAUCUCCGUCCCAGUGCACAUAAUUCUGCGCUCUUUUGGCUCGGUGACGACAAUGUUGGCGGGUGCGUUGCAAGGUAAACGAUACACUUGGCUGCAAGUGGGCAGUGUGGUGAUUUUGACUUUCGGCGUGCUGGUUUCUGCGUUUGCGGAUGCAGACAGCAAGGUGAGUUGCCCCUUCUCCUGUCCAGUGUGUAGCAAAAGUUGA
Molecule: messenger RNA, 279 nt
Organism: Aureobasidium vineae
Lineage: Eukaryota; Fungi; Ascomycota; Dothideomycetes; Dothideales; Saccotheciaceae
Source: the annotation of a GenBank genome assembly